GAGAGCAGAUCGACCCAAAAUCAUUGACAAUAUUUCAAAGAAUUGCCUAUCAAUGCUUACAUCAUGAAAGAGAAAAACGUCCGACAACAAAAAAAGUUCUAGUAGAACUUAAGAAGGCAUUGGAAUUUCAAAACAUGGCAUCAACAAUGACCAAGUUAAAUCACUUACAUAUCACAUUGGAAGACAUCAUAACUGCCACCAACAGCUUUCAUAAUGAUAACAUUAUCGGACAUCAUGGAUUUGGUACAACAUAUACAGGACAACUCUCACGAUCUGGAACGUUGUUGAAGAUUGCUGCACGGAGGUUUGAUUAUAAACAUGGGGAAGGAGACCUCAAAUUCUUGAAGGAAGUUUCUAUGCUUUCUGAUCUCAAGCAUACAAAUCUAGUCUCUGUUAUUGGAUUUUCUGAUAGUCAUCAUAACCAAGUAUGAAGGCAAUGGAAGUCUUGGGCAGUAUUUAAACAUCUCGAACCUCACAUGGACGCAAAGAUUGAGGAUAUGUCUAGGUGUGGCUCGUGCUUUGAGUUACCUCCAUUAUGAUGAGGUACGCGAUUAUACUAUUAUACAUGGUAACGUCAAUAGCGAUGCAAUUUUAUUGGACGAGAACUGGGAAGCCAAGUUAUCUAGUUUUGAAUUUUCCAUCAAACAUCUAGUAUGCUAUAAGGACCAUGUCUGGCUUUGUGAACAUACUAGCACAAUGGGGUACAUGGACCCAGCAAUUGAAAAGACAGGAGGUGUGACCCACGAGUCAGACGUCUACUCAUUUGGCGUCGUCUUAUUCGAAACAUUAUGCGGGAGAAAAGCUUAUGUUGAAAGCGAGGCUGAUAGGUUUCUAACUCCGUUGGCCAAAUAUCAUUAUGAAAACAAAACAAUGCAUGAUAUAAUCCAACCUGAUCUAGUUAUUGACCCACAAUCACUCAUCAAAUACUCAGCUGUAGCAUAUUCUUGCUUAAAUGAAGAUCGAGCAUGCCGCCCAGGUAUGAACCAUAUUGUCGGUGAACUUGAGAAAGCGCUGGAGCUUCAUCUGCCAAAUGAAAAUAUGGGAAUAAAUUUGGAAUAUUUGAAGAACUUGAAGAUUCGUCUCACUGAUAUUAUAUUCGCCACUGAUAAUUUUUCAAAGAAAUACAUAAUAUCAAGUAGUCCCUGCUAUACUUGUUACACAGCAAAACUCAAGAACUUUGAGAGCCAAAAUCAUUCAUCUGUGGUUAUAAAGCGCUUCGUUUCUGGACAAGAUUUCGAACAUGGAGAACAUUUUGUUAAAGAAAUUGAACUUCUUACCCGUGUUAAGCAUCCCAACAUAGUCACUCUACUUGGAUUUUGUAUUGAUGCUUCUGAGAGGAUCCUCGUCCUUGAAAAUUUUGAUAAUUUUUUUCUUGAUUAUCAUUUAAUAGACACCAAGAAGCCGUUUGUUUUGACAUGGGGACAACGUUUGAAAAUCUGCAUUGAUAUUGCACACGCUUUGAACUAUCUUCACUCUCAGAUGAUAAUACAUCGUGAUAUAUGUAGCCUUAACAUUGAGUUGGACCAGAAUUGGGGGGCAAAGAUUUCCAAUUUUGAUAACUUCAUAUACCUACCUCCAAAUCAAGAAGAUGAAGCUCUCUAUCUCAAUAAAAUAGCCGGCAGAGUUUACUACGUAGAUCCAGAGUAUGACAAGACUGGUAAGUUAAAAAGAGAAUCAGAUGUUUUUAGCUUUGGAGUAGUGCUGUUUGAGAUUCUUUGUGGGAGGGUUGCCAAUGACUCAAUUUAUGAGACGGGGAGUGCCAAAGGGCUGGUUGUUGCUGCAAGACGAAGCUUCUGCGCGGGAACAUUAGAAGAGAUGAUAGACCCAAUACUGAAAAGAGAAAAUGGCGAAAAUAAUUUUGUUCAAGAUAGAGGACCCAACAUGGAUUCUUUGCGCACAUUUAUUGAAAUUGCAUAUAAAUGUGUGGCGGAAACUCAAGACCAACGUCCAACCAUGAAAGUUGUUGUCAAGGAGCUUAAGAAAGCAUUAUUCUUUCAAGAAACUAGUUGAUAACGGUUGAAGAAACAUACUUAGGGUGGACCAGAAACACACCUAAACUUUUAUUUAUGUUUUGUUUCAUGUUGUUACGCUUAUUUGCAAAAUGCCGUAUCUUUAUUUCCAAAACAAUGUACUUUCUCUUUAGUAUGAAUCAAAUUUGAAUUAUUUAAA
This is a messenger RNA of Helianthus annuus (common sunflower), 2169 nucleotides long. RefSeq names its product receptor-like protein kinase ANXUR2. Lineage: Eukaryota; Viridiplantae; Streptophyta; Magnoliopsida; Asterales; Asteraceae. The record is from RefSeq and is a predicted model, not a curated record. The transcript is spliced from 4 exons. Bases 697 to 2010 code for a protein of 437 amino acids. Gene Ontology annotation, molecular function: ATP binding; transmembrane receptor protein tyrosine kinase activity. Gene Ontology annotation, biological process: protein autophosphorylation. Gene Ontology annotation, cellular component: plasma membrane; plasmodesma.